AUGCAAAUCAACCGCUCCUCCACUAUAACACUCGCACUUAUUUUGGCUGUUACUCAAUCAACGACAUCCCAUCCUAUUCAAAGCAGCAAAUGGGUCAAGGCAGAACAAUUCCAAGAUCUCAAUGUCCGUGGAAUAUGGAAAGUCUUUGAGAAAGGUCCCUACAAUCUAUUACCUAGCCCACCACCCGUCAAAUACAACUGGAACCCAGCAUGGCCAACCAAGCAAAACAAUGAACCAACAGAGCAAGACACACCAAAUAAUCGCUAUACAACAGGAACUUCCGAGACGGGGAAACCAACCAUCUCGAUCAUGAUCCCAGCGUCCCCAGAAAUACCCGGGCAAAUACACAAUGACUACAACCAGCAUACGAGAGAAAACCAGGGACAUCACUCCUCGGAAGACCAGGAGAGCUCAGUCAAACCACUUGCCACUCAGAAACAAAGUCACUACAGCAAGAUUAUACACUAUAUGCACACAAAAAACGCUCUAAAGAAUGAGCACAAACAUACCACGCCUGCAUCUUCCUCCCACCCCUCAUCAAACCAUUCAAUCUCUUUCUUUGCGUACCGUUUCUCUUUUAAACCUUUCAGAUCGAAGGUCAUGACGUUCCCGCAGGAUCCUCUUCCAGGAGUUUUUACGACAGUGAUUAUUCUCCUGGUGAUGGUUUGGGUUGCUAUUUUCACCAUUGGGUUGCUUGAAUUGGGGAACUAUCUUUGGAAGCGGAGAGCAGAGGCUUUCGCUAGGGAAAGUGAUCAGGUUCCAGAUAGUGAGGAGCGGGAUGUGGGUUUGGAUGAGACGAUGAAGGUCCCCUUGAGAAUAAUUAUUGCUCCUUCGGAAAGAAGCCGGCCGCGCUUCGUGGGAGAAUACGGCUAUGAGUUCCUAGAGUCUAUUUAUAGUGGCGAUGAAUCGGACUCGGGUUCAGAAUCGGAUGAGGAUGAUUAUCGUCUCUUCUGA
Messenger RNA from Penicillium vulpinum, 954 nucleotides. RefSeq lists its product as uncharacterized. The transcript has 2 exons. The coding region runs from base 1 to 954 and encodes 317 amino acids. The record is from RefSeq and is a predicted model, not a curated record. Lineage: Eukaryota; Fungi; Ascomycota; Eurotiomycetes; Eurotiales; Aspergillaceae.